Molecule: messenger RNA, 3622 nt
Organism: Labrus mixtus (cuckoo wrasse)
Lineage: Eukaryota; Metazoa; Chordata; Actinopteri; Labriformes; Labridae
Gene: snphb
Product: syntaphilin b
Exons: 6
Coding region: 289-2754 (821 amino acids)
Biological process (GO): neuron differentiation
Cellular component (GO): cytoplasmic microtubule; mitochondrion
Source: RefSeq, a predicted model, not a curated record
ACGAUGCAUCCAUCCAGCGCACCUCCUGCAUUCCCCCGGCCCAGCCCCCCUCUCCACUCUCCUCUCCUCCCCUCCUCUCCGAGUGUGUGAGCUACGGUCACCGCUCCAACCAGAGGAGUUCUGGGUGAAGAACCGCAAGGAAACAACCCAAACCGAGGCGAUGGAUCCGCCAAAGGAGUAACAGUGCGACGGGAAAUGGAGCUCAGGCUCUCAGUGUCCAGCUGAAGAACGCAGAGACAAACAGAGGACAGAAGAAGCUAGAGGUUCAGCAAGAGGCUCUCUGGCCCCAUGUCUGCCCCUGCACCAGCCAGUAGGAGGUCUGGGUUGGGCUCUCGCCGGUUUGACUAUUGCAGGUUCAUAGAACUUGACUACGUCCCCAUGGAGACAGGCUAUAUGGUGUCAAUGCGCCCGACUAAAGGCCUUGCAGCAACAAAAUCGCCGACUAAAGGAUACACUUCCACCAAGUCUCCUGAUCGCCACAGCCGCUCUUCAAACUCUCCCUCAACCCCUAAUUCCCGGCGGACACCAGCCCAGCCCAGUAAUAGAGAUCCUUAUGGCAACACCUCCCUCAGCAGCAGCAGCAACUCAGGCUCUUGUAAAGGCAGCGACUGCAGCCCAACCAAAGGACGUCAUAAAAAGUAUGGUUCAUGUACGGAAAACCAUGGUAUCAGACCCCCACCACCAGAGCAGUACCUUACACCUCUGCAACAGAAAGAGGUGUGUAUACGACAUCUGCGGGCCAGGCUAAAGGAAACCAUCACCACUCUGCAAGACAGGGACACAGAGAUAGAUGAGCUGAGAGGCCAACUUUACAGGAUGCAAGAGGACUGGGUUGAGGAGGAAUGUCACCGUGUGGAAGCUCAGCUGGCCCUGAAAGAGGCGCGCCUGGAGAUCCAGCAGCUCAAACAGGCUGUGGACACUGUUCGUGCCAGGCUCAGUGAUGCUGGGGGGCUAAGUGGGGAUGUAAGUGUCCAGAAGUACUUUCAGGACAUCAACACCCAAAACCACAAGCUUGAGAACCUUUUGCUCAACAUGGAGAUAGCCCAGGCUGGAUUAGCCAAGGAGGGGGAAGCAAUACCAGGCUUUCGGAUGCGUGUUGGUGGUUCAGCCCCAGCAUCUGUAUCAGGUGAAAGUCCAGGGGGUGUACCCAAACCAGCAGUAGGUGGGAGAGGGUCUUGCUCCUGUGAUGCUUCCCCAGCCCGUUCUCUGACAAGAAGCUCCACCUACACUAAGCUGAGCGAUCAAGCACUGGCGGACCGGAACAGCAAUGGCCAAGACUUUCCUUGUCUUUCAGGUGAUGGUACCCAGGACAGCGGCAUUGUGUGCGGUGAGAGCAGUGUCCCCAGCCGGGCCGACCUGCUGCUGGAAGCUGCUUUCCUUUCUGAGGAAACAGCAUCUUUACUCAACUCCUACACACAGGCCUUUGCCCACUCUCUGCCCAUCCCUCUGCCCCACUCACUGCCUCACACUUUCUCCCAAACCUUACCUCAUUCUUUCCCUCACAAUUUGUCCCACUCUGUGCCCCACGCUAUGCCGCAUUCCGCUACCUAUGACAGUGUGUGCACAGGCGAACGAAUGGCACCUUUUCGCUGCGGCUUGGGUGGAGUAGGCUGUAUUAGCCAUCCAUGCCUGUCUCACCACCACCUCUACCUGCACCCCUUGCGUGAAACAGGCAUUCAGACAGAAAGCUGCCCCAUUCCUGCAACCCAAGGUUACCCAUCUGAUCUGGACACUAUUGCUGAGCAACGCACUUUCCGCUCCCAGGCCUGCAGCCCCACCUCCACCUGGAUGUCUGAUGAGGGGGAGGAGGAGUUGGACUCAAUUACCACCACAACUUCAGUUACCACAGCAACAGUCAUGAGCACGGCCACAGAGCCGAUUCCAGUGUCCAGAACACCGUCUGUCCCUACCUUGCCCCGGUCUGCAACUGUAGCAUGUUCAAUGGAUAGUCCUCUGUGUGCGGGGAAAGAUGAAGUGGAGGAAGAGGAAAAGCAGGAGAGAGAGAAAAGAGAGAAGGAGCUUCCAACUCCAGAAAAGCAGGAGAAAACAUUAGUGAUCAGACUGGCAGAAGAAGGGCAGCUGCCACAAACCACCUUGGUGAAAGGCAAUGAGGGGGAAGCUGAGCAUGAGGUGGAAGAGGAUGUUUCAGCAAAAGGUUGUGAUUUAUCAGAGACAUCAGCAGGGAUGGAGGGUGAUCUAACAUUUGGCGGCUGCUGUGGAGAAGGCAAACUGAGUGGGACAUCAGUUGCAAAUCAUGACAUGCACCAAGAAAGUGGUCAAUCAGCAGGAACAACCCAGGUAGAGACAACAGAGCCGGCUCCAAGUGCGCCAGGAUUCUCGGCAGGCACAGAACAGCCUCACACCUCCCAACCAAGGAGUUCUGCUUCCCACAUGGAACUAGCUGGUGUCACUGUAGUGGAGGUCCAUGAUGCGGACAAUGAUGAAGAUGAAACUGAAGAGCAAAGCACAACAGGGGGCGCCACAGCAGAAGGGGGAGAUCCAUCUGGUCCUGGGACAAUUGAGAAAAGCUACUGGAGUCGACACUUCCUGGUCGAUUUGCUAGCAGUGGCCAUCCCCGUGGUGCCGACAGUGGCUUGGCUGUGCCGUGGUCCCGUCCGUGGUGGACAGCCCAUGUAUCAUAUAGGAUCGCUGCUUCGAGGCUGUUGCACUGUGGCGCUGCACUCACUGCGCAGGGGAGGUGGGUUGAGGCAUUACCCCGCAGGCGGGGGAGACCUGGGUGGAUCACUGAUAUAGGAGGAGAUUCUGCUCUGCACCCCGCUUGGUCCUUAAGUACAACCACAGCUGUAUGGGUCUGGGUCUUCAUGUUGUCGGGAAAGAGAGAGAGGCAGAGAAUAGAGGAAGAGAAAAAUCUUCCUGUCUUGCUUUUCUGAUCAUGGUUGGAGGCUGCGAGUAGCAUCUGGUACAGGGAAUGCUGAUGAUAAAAAUCCCCAGGCCGGUAAAAACUCUGUUCUGUUUGGUACGGCUUCUUACCGUCUCUCAUCCACUGGUCCUCGCUGUUGCUAUCAAGAUGUCUGCUAACAUUACUGACUUUGCAAAACUGAAUGAGCUGAAUGAAAUGAAUGACCUACUGAAUGCUUGGAUAUUAAUCGAUGAUUGUUUUGUUUUUAAAUGCAGGGAAAUGUCAAAUGUUUGUUCAUCUGUGGCUCAAUUUUGACAUGUAAAAUGAUCAAGUGUUGGUGAGUGUCUACAUGAAUACAGUAUGUAUGUAUAAGAGUAUGUACACGUAUAAUCAAAUGUUCCUGUUGUUUGCAGAAGUUACUUAACACAGUGCUCUUUGACCCAUGGCAAAGAGAAAACCCAUUACAGAGGCUGAAUCGACACCUUGUUGGUGAAAGGAGACAGUUUGGGCUUUCGAUUAGUGUCUUUGACGUCGUCAAGACCAAGAACAUUGAGUUUAAUUGUUAAAGUAACAACAACCUAUUUUUACACUAAGACUAGAACCAGGGGAAACAGUGAGCAAAGUAAACCUACGAGCGCCUAUAAAACCGUCUUCUUAAAUGAGUCCUUCGUGUUGUCUUUGCACAGGUAAAGUGUAAAAACAACAUCAUGUGGCUUUAAGGGGAAUCAAUGCUGGAACUAUUUAAUCAUUUAACAACACAUC